AUGGCCGAUAUCCCUCUAGGAAUCGACAUCCUCAUUGCUGGAAGCUCUUGCGUCGACUUUUCGAGCCUGAAUUACGCCAAGAACGACAAAAAGAAGAAGUCCGGUCUCAACAAGCUUUUCGAGCAAUUCAAGGCCAGGGGCAUCUCAGCCAUUCAACAAGACGACCCGAUGGCCAGUCAAGUUGUCGAUGGCCUUCAACAAAUCUUCGAAAGCAUCAAAGAUGAGAAGGGAGAAUCAACCAAGACUUUCCUGUCCAUUCUCAUGUACACCCACGCCCAUCGACCCAAGAUCGUCAUCUUGGAGAAUGUUACAAGGGCUCCGUGGGACCAAUUCAAGGACUUCUGGCUGCCAAGCAUCGGAUACGUGGCGGCGUAUGUCCAAGUCGACUCCAAGAACUUCUUGGUCCCUCAAACGAGACAGAGAAAAUAUUUACUCGGAGUGGAUGCUCGCUACUAUGGAAACAAGGCCAAGGAGAUCGUUAAUACAUGGGUCAAGCUCAUGGAUAUUACGCAGUGGUUCAAGAACCCGCCUGACCUCCAGAAGUUCUUGCUUCCCCCGUCUGAUCCGCGCGUGCUUCAGACUCGAUUUCAGUUGGAACGGACGCUGCUCUCCAAGCCGAAGAGGGACGUCGAGGCUGUUCAUUGUGCAGCUGAUCACAGGUCGGCACGUCGAAAGGAAGAGCUCGGCACGUCGAACCCGUAUACUCGGAUGGAUGAUAGAGGUAAUGUUCAGCCCCGCGAGGACACCUGGCAGGGCGUCAUCUCAGUGUACACUUGGCGAAUGCAAGAUCUCCUGGAUAUCGAAUACCUGAGAGCGCAGAAGAAGGGGUAUGACUUUACCCACAAGAUGUUCAUCCUCGACGUCGGACAGAACGUGGAUCGACAAAGCGGAAGGCUGGGUGUCAUUCCGUGUGUUCUUCCCUCGGCUGAUCUCUUCAUCUCGUACGACGGCCGUCCUCUUCUCGGACUAGAGUGUCUCGCUGUGCAGGGCAUUCCCAUUGACCGCAUCUCGCUUUCGGUCGAGGGGGAAAACCAGCUCAAGGACCUUGCCGGAAACGCGAUGACGACCACCGUGGCUGGUGCAGCUAUCCUCUGUGCCCUCAUUGCCGAGUUCAGGUUCAAGACGAAGGCAAGCAACAGGCACUUGCAGGGUCUUGCCCAAGCCAACCCCACCCAGCUGCUGCCUAGCAGCGUCGUUGUUCACACCUCGACUGACGAGGCCGGGCCUUCCGAUCUCUCAGACUCUUUUCUUACCGUCGACACCUCCUCCCUUGGACGCAAAACCCACACAUCUUCCAGCAGAAAAGGAAAAGAAAUCGAUCAACCAUUUUCUGCCUCGGCAACCACUCCCAACAAGAUGGCUUGGCAGGAGAUCGUCUCCUCCGGCUGGGACGGCAAUAAGGCCAACCCCAUCAACGACAAGGUAUCAAUCGGCAGAAGUUUGGCUCAAGAGCUUGCGAUUGCUGCUUUGCCAGCUCAUCUCUACAUCGAUUGGGCAGGUGCCGAUACCGCUCACAGUGUUGAUAUUCUCCACGACCUCGACAAGCAGACUUUCAGCGACCAUAUCGAGGCCUUGAACCGCGCAAUCCAGACGUGCGCAGGCGGAGUUCAUUACUACCAGACGGACCUCAAGUUCAGAGACGACCUGACUGUGACUUACGAAUCCGAAAAGUCAACCAUCAUCAUUGUCAUCACCGAAAAGAACGUUACGUGGAGCAUGCACCUGAGACCCGUUUAUGUCGAACUCGGGCGCCCAUCGAUUCGGAACGAUAUCCCAGCCAGCGAAGUGGCAGUUCAGUUGACUGUUCUAGGUUACGACCUCCGCCAGCCUCUCUUGGAAGCAGUACUCACCGACCUUGACGCGGACUUCACUCCUACGGCAGACAGCUAG
Colletotrichum fioriniae is the source of this 1890-nucleotide messenger RNA. The record is from RefSeq and is a predicted model, not a curated record. NCBI's taxonomy places the organism in Eukaryota, Fungi, Ascomycota, Sordariomycetes, Glomerellales, Glomerellaceae.